Spirometra erinaceieuropaei is the source of this 1795-nucleotide messenger RNA. NCBI's taxonomy places the organism in Eukaryota, Metazoa, Platyhelminthes, Cestoda, Diphyllobothriidea, Diphyllobothriidae. The record is from the annotation of a GenBank genome assembly.
AUGCCCAUCUCCUCACUGCUCCACGCACCUGCCGUUGCCGCUGCCGCUGCCGCUGCCGCUGCUGCUGCUGCUGCUGCACCUGAUGCCUCAUCCGGCUGCCGGCUGCCGGCUGCCGUCUGCACAACCAUCAUGCCCACCUCGGUGAUCUGCAAUAGCAUCGCCAAGGCCGCCAGCGCCGCAUGUGCGUGCCACGUACUCCUUACUGUGCCACAUACAUGAAUGCCUAAUGCUACUGCGAAUGCUGUCCGCACAGGCAGGUCUACCAAUGCCUGCCAAUCAUGACUGCUCUGCCACAUGUCCCAUUUCACAUGCGCAUCAUGGACUGCGCAAAGCAACAACAACAACAACAACAACAACAACAUGUACAUACAAAUGCAUUGCCUGAGGCACUGCUAACUACUGCUUCUGCUGCCUUCAUCUACAUAUAUGUAGGUGCAGACAGCGGGGCAUGUGGAUGUGCGCCUGCAGUAUGCACAAGUUCCCACUGGCAUCAUACUGGUAAGAGUGGACAAACCUGAUUCAUGCGAUACGUCACUUCCUGUCGCCAGGCCCAGGCCCUCACUUGGCGUUACUAAAAGGAAGAAAGCCAUUGAAGACGGUGUGAAUGCCAGACAAAUUGCUAUGCCUCGGCCAACAGCAACUGCCACAGCAACAACAACAACAACAACAUCCUCAUCAGCAUCAGCAUCCAGCCCGACUGUCAUAUUUCCACCACAAUCCCACCUCAUUACCUCUUCCCACUAUGUGACAAUCAUGCAACGCAUACCUCAGUUGCACUUAGUAGACAUUCGGCACAACCAUCCUCAUGCGCAAUGCAACCGACCAAUCCAUCUCUAAUCACACAAUGCCCAUCUCCUCACUGAUCCACGCACCUGCCGCUGCCGCUGCCGCUGCCGCUGCUGCUGCUGCUUCGGCUGCACCUGAUGCCUCAUCCGGCUGCCGGCUGCCGGCUGCACAACCAUCAUGCCCACCUCGGUGAUCUGCAAUAGCAUCGCCAAGGCCGCCAGCGCCGCAUGUGCGUGCCACGUACUACUUACUGUGCCACAUACAUGAAUGCCUAAUGCUACUGCGCAUGCUGUACGCACAGGCAGGUCUACCAAUGCCUGCCAAUCAUGACUGCUCUGCCACAUGUCCCAAUUCACAUGCGCAGCAUGGACUGCGCAAAGCAACAACAACAACAUGUACAUACAAUUGCAUUGCCUGACGCACUGCUAACUACUGCUUCUGCUGCCUUCAUCUACAUAUAUGUAGGUGCAGACAGCGGGGCAUGUGGAUGUGCGCCUGCAGUAUGCACAAGUUCCCACUGGCAUCAUACUGGUAAGAGUGGACAAACCUGAUUCAUGCGAUACGUCACUUCCUGUCGCCAGGCCCAGGCCCUCACUUGGCGUUACUAAAAGGAAGAAAGCCAUUGAAGACGGUGUGAAUGCCAGACAAAUUGCUAUGCCUCGGCCAACAGCAACUGCCACAGCAACAACAACAACAACAUCCUCAUCAGCAUCAGCAUCCAGCCCGACUGUCAUAUUUCCACCAAAAUCCCACCUGAUAACCUCUGCUCACUAUGUGACAAUCAUGCAAGGCAUACCUCAGUUGCACUUAGUAGACAUUCGGCACAACCAUCCUCAUGCGCAAUGCAACCGACCAAUCCAUCUCUAAUCACACAAUGCCCAUCUCCUCACUGCUCCACGCACCUGCCGUUGCCGCUGCCGCUGCUGCUGCUUCGGCUGCACCUGAUGCCUCAUCUGGCUGCGGCUACCGUCUGCAUAUCCGACAUGCCCACCUCGGUGAUCUGCAAUAG